Saimiri boliviensis boliviensis (Bolivian squirrel monkey) is the source of this 6848-nucleotide messenger RNA. RefSeq names its product complement C5 (gene C5). Gene Ontology annotation, biological process: inflammatory response; complement activation. The record is from RefSeq and is a predicted model, not a curated record. NCBI's taxonomy places the organism in Eukaryota, Metazoa, Chordata, Mammalia, Primates, Cebidae. Gene Ontology annotation, cellular component: extracellular region. Gene Ontology annotation, molecular function: protein binding; endopeptidase inhibitor activity.
CAUGAUUUCCUGCUAUCUACAACCAUGGGCCUCUUGGGAAUACUUUGUUUUUUAAUCUUCCUGGGGAAAACUUGGGGACAAGAGCAAACAUAUGUCAUUUCAGCACCAAAAAUAUUCCGUGUUGGAGCAUCUGAAAAUAUUGUAAUUCAAGUUUAUGGAUACACUGAAGCAUUUGAUGCAACAAUCUCUAUUAAAAGUUAUCCUGAUAAAAAAAUUAGUUACUCCUCAGGCUAUGUUCAUUUAUCCUCACAGAAUAAAUUCCAAAACUCUGCAGUCUUAACAAUACAACCAAAACAAUUGCCUGGAGGACAAAACCCAGUUUCUUAUGUGUAUUUGGAAGUUGUAUCAAAGCAUUUUUCAAAAUCAAAAAAAAUGCCAAUAACCUAUGACAAUGGAUUUCUCUUCAUUCAUGCAGACAAGCCUGUUUAUACUCCAGACCAGUCAGUAAAGGUUAGAGUUUAUUCAUUGAAUGAUGACUUGAAGCCAGCCAAAAGAGAAACUGUCUUAACUUUCAUAGACCCUGAAGGAUCAGAAGUUGACAUGGUAGAAGAAAUUGAUUAUACUGGAAUUAUCUCUUUUCCUGACUUCAAAAUUCCAUCUAAUCCUAAAUAUGGUGUGUGGACGAUCCAGGCUAAAUAUAAAGAAGACUUUUCAACAACUGGAACUGCCUAUUUUGAAGUUAAAGAAUAUGUCUUGCCACAUUUUUCUGUCUCAAUAGAACCAGAAAGUAAUUUUAUUGGUUAUAACAACUUUAAGAAUUUUGAAAUUACUAUAAAAGCCAGAUAUUUUUAUAAUAAAGUAGUCACUGAGGCUGACGUCUAUAUCACAUUUGGAAUAAGAGACGACUUAAAAGAUGAUCAAAAAGAAAUGAUGCAAACAGCAAUGCAAACCACAGUGUUGAUAAAUGGAAUUGCUCAAGUCACAUUUAAUUCCGAAAUGGCAGUCAAAGAGCUGUCAUACUACAGCCUAGAGGAUUUAAAAGACAAGUACCUUUAUAUUGCUGUAACAGUCAUAGAGUCUACAGGUGGGUUUUCUGAAGAGGCAGAAAUACCUGGCAUCAAAUAUGUCCUCUCUCCCUACAAACUGAAUUUGGUGGCCACUCCUCUUUUCCUGAAACCUGGGAUUCCAUAUUCCAUCAAGGUGCAGGUUAAGGAUUCGCUUGACCAGUUGGUAGGAGGGGUCCCAGUAACACUGAAUGCACAAACAAUCGAUGUAAACCAAGAACCAUCUAACUUGGAGCCAAAGAAAAGUGUAACACGUGUUGAUGAUGGAGUAGCUUCGUUUGUGAUUAAUCUCCCAUCUGGCGUGACGGUGCUGGAGUUUGAUGUCGAAACUGAUGCUCCAGAUCUUCCAGAAGGAAAUCAGGCCAGGGAAAGUUACCGAGCAGUAGCAUAUUCAUCUCUCAGCCAAAGUUACCUUUAUAUCGAUUGGACUGAUAACCACAAGGCUUUGCUAGUGGGAGAACAUCUGAAUAUUAUUGUUACCCCCAAAAGCCCAUAUAUUGACAAAAUAACUCACUAUAAUUACUUGAUUUUAUCCAAGGGCAAAAUCAUAUACUUUGGCACAAGGGAGAAAUUUUCAGAUGCAUCUUAUCAAAGUAUAAACAUUCCAGUAACACAGAGCAUGGUUCCUUCAUCCCGACUCCUGGUCUAUUACAUCGUCACAGGAGAGCAGACAGCAGAAUUAGUGUCUGACUCAGUCUGGUUAAAUAUUGAAGAAAAAUGUGGCAACCAGCUCCAGAUUCAUCUGUCUCCUGAUUCAGAUGCAUAUUCUCCAGGCCAAACUGUGUCUCUUGAUAUGGCAACUAGGAUGGAUUCCUGGGUGGCAUUAACAGCAGUGGACAGUGCUGUGUAUGGAGUCCAAAGCAGAGCCAAAAAGCCCUUGGAAAGAGUAUUUCAAUAUUUAGAGAAGAGUGAUCUGGGCUGUGGGGCAGGUGGUGGCCUCAACAAUGCAGACGUGUUCCACCUAGCUGGACUUACCUUCCUCACUAACGCAAAUGCAGAUGACUCCCAAGAAAAUGAUGCACCUUGUAAAGAAAUUCUCAGGCCAAGAAGGAUGCUGCAGAAGAUAGAUGAAAUAGCUGCUAAAUACAAACAUUCAGUAGUGAAGAAAUGUUGUUACCAUGGAGCCUAUGCUAACCAUGAUGAAACCUGUGAGCAGCGAGCUGCACGGAUUACCUUAGGCCCAAGAUGCGUCAAAGCUUUCACCGAAUGCUGUGUUGAGGCAAACCGGCACCGUGAUAAUAGCACUUAUAAACCCAUUUCAUUGGGAAGGCUAGACAUGAAGAUCCUGUUACCAGUAAGCAAGCCAGAAAUUCGAAGUUAUUUUCCAGAAAGUUGGUUAUGGGAAGUUCAUCAUGUUCCCAGAAGAAAACAGUUGCAGUUUGCCCUACCUGAUUCUCUAACUACGUGGGAAAUUCAAGGUGUUGGCAUUUCAGAUAGUGGUAUAUGUGUUGCUGAUACUCUUAAGGCAAAGGUGUUCAAAGAUGUCUUCCUGGAAAUGAAUAUACCAUAUUCUGUUGUACGAGGAGAACAGGUCCAGUUGAAAGGGACCGUUUACAACUACAGGACUACUGGGAUGCAGUUCUGUGUUAAAAUGUCUGCUGUGGAGGGAAUCUGCAUGUCGGGAAGCCCAGCCAUUGAUCAUCAGAGCACAAAGCUCUCCAAAUGUGUGUACCAGAAAGUAGAGGGUUCCUCCAGUCACUUGGUAACAUUCACCGUGCUUCCUCUGGAAACUGGCCUUCACAACAUCAAUUUUUCACUGGACACUUCGUUUGGAAAAGAAAUCUUAGUAAAAACAUUACGCGUGGUGCCAGAAGGUGUCAAAAGGGAAAGCUAUUCUGGCAUUACUUUGGAUCCUAGGGGUCUUUAUGGUACCAUUAGCAGACGAAAGGAGUUCCCAUACAGGAUACCAUUAGAUUUGGUCCCCAAAACAAAAAUCAAAAGGAUUUUGAGUAUAAAAGGACUGCUCAUAGGUGAGGUCUUUUCUGCAGCUCUAAGCCAGGAAGGCGUCAAUAUCCUAACCCACCUCCCCAAAGGCAGUGCAGAGGCGGAGCUGAUGAGCAUUGUCCCAGUAUUCUAUGUUUUUCACUAUCUGGAAGCAGGGAAUCAUUGGAACAUUUUUCAUCCUAACUCAUUAACUGAAAAGCAGAACCUAAAGAAAAAAUUAAAAGCAGGGAUGGUGAGCAUUAUGUCCUUCAGAAAUGCUGACUAUUCUUACAGCGUGUGGAAGGGUGGAAGUGCUAGCACUUGGCUAACAGCUUUUGCUUUAAGAGUACUUGGACAAGUAAACAAAUAUGUAGAACAGAACCGAAAUUCAAUUUGUAAUUCUUUAGUGUGGCUGGUUGAGAAUCAUCAAUUAGAUAAUGGAUCUUUCAAGGAAAACUCACAGUAUCAACCAAUAAAAUUACAGGGUACCUUGCCUGUUGAAGCCCGAGAAAACAAUUUAUAUCUUACAGCCUUUACUGUGAUUGGAAUUAGAAAGGCUUUUGAUAUAUGCCCCCUGGAGAAAAUCAACACAGCUCUAAUUAAAGCUGACACCUUUCUGCUUGAAAAUACACUGCCAGCCCAGAGCAACUUUACAUUGGCCAUUGCUGCCUAUGCUCUUUCCCUGGGAGAUAAAACUCACCCACAGUUUCGUUCAAUUGUUUCAACUUUGAAGAGAAAAGCUUUGGUUAAAGGUAAUCCACCCAUUUAUCGUUUUUGGAAAGACAAACUUCAACAUGAAGACAACUCUGUACCUAACACUGGUACGGCACAUAUGGUAGAAACAACUGCCUAUGCCUUACUCACCAGUCUGAACUUGAAAGACAUAAAUUAUGUUAACCCAAUCAUCAAAUGGCUAUCUGAAGAGCAGAGAUAUGGGGGCGGCUUUUAUUCAACCCAGGAUACAAUCAAUGCCAUCGAGGGCCUGACAGAAUAUUCACUCCUGGUUAAACAACUCCACUUGAAUAUGGACAUCGAUGUCACUUACAAGCACAAAGGUGCCUUACACCAUUAUAAGAUGACAGACAAGAAUUUCCUUGGGAGGCCAGUAGAGGUGCUUCUUGAUGAUGACCUCGUUGUCAGUACAGGAUUUGGCAGUGGCUUAGCUACAGUACAUGUAACAACUGUAGUUCACAAAACCAGUACCUCUGAAGAAGUCUGCAGCUUUAAUCUGAAAAUUGACACUCAGUAUAUUGAAGCAUCCAGCUAUAGAGGCUACGGCAACUCUGAUUACAAACGCAUAGUAGCAUGUGCCAGCUACAAGCCCAGCAGGGAAGAAUCAUCAUCAGGAUCCUCUCAUGCAGUAAUGGACAUCUCCUUGCCUACUGGAAUCAGUGCAAAUGAAGAUGACUUAAAAGCUAAUGUGGAAAGGGUGGAUCAAUUAUUCACUGAUUACCAAAUCAAAGAUGGACAUGUUAUUCUGCAACUAAAUUCGAUUCCCUCCAAUGAUUUCCUUUGUGUACGAUUCCGGAUAUUUGAACUCUUUGAAGUUGGGUUUCUUAGUCCUGCCACUUUCACAGUGUAUGAAUACCACAGACCAGAUAAACAGUGUACCAUGUUUUAUAGCACUUCCGACAUCAAACUUCAGAAAGUCUGUGAAGGAGCCACAUGCAAGUGCGUAGAAGCUGAUUGUGGGCAAAUGCAGCCAGAAUUGAAUCUGACAAUCUCUGCAGAGACUAGAAAACAAGCAGCUUGUAAACCAGAGAUUGCAUAUGCUUAUAAAGUUAGCAUCACAUCCAUCACUGUAGAAAAUGUUUUUGUCAAGUACACGGCAACCCUUCUGGAUAUCUACAAAACUGGGGAAGCUGUUGCUGAGAAAGACUCUGAAAUCACCUUCAUUAGAAAGGUAACCUGCUCUAACGCUGAGCUGGUAAAAGGAAGGCAGUACUUAAUUAUGGGUAAAGAAGCCCUCCAGAUAAAAUACAAUUUCACUUUAAGGUACAUCUACCCCUUAGAUUCCUUGACCUGGAUUGAAUACUGGCCUAGAGACACAACAUGUUCAUCGUGUCAAGCAUUUUUAGCUAAUUUAGAUAAGUUUGCUGAAGAUAUCUUUUUAGAUGGAUGCUAAAAUUCCUGAAGUUCAGCUGCCUACAGUUUUUACUUAUGGACUCCUGUUGUUGAAGUUCAUUUUCCUUUUUUUCUUUUUUUUUUUUAAACAUUCAUAGCUGGUCUUAUUUUACUUAGAAUUAGUGGCGCUUCCCUUUAUUAGAGAACGAUUUUAAACACUGUAACUUUCUGAAACAACAUGGCCUUGGAGGACAUGAAGACAGAUACUCCUCCAAGGUUAUUGGACACCGGAAGCAAUAAACUGGAACACCUCCUCAAACCUACUACUCAGGAAUGUUUGCUGGGGCUGAAAGAAUAGUCCAUUGAAAUGGAGUAUUACAAAAACAUGGCCUUUGCUUGAAAGAAAAUACCAAGGAACAGGAAACUCAUCAUUAAAGCCUGACUUUGCUUUCAAACUGUGCUAAAAACCUGUUAUUUUAUGCUAGAUCAGCUUCGACUGCACAAAGACAGGCAAAUUGAGAAAGGCGGAGAAAGUAGGCAGUCAAGAACCUUAACCCUGAGCGGGCUUAGCCUCAGAGCCCUCAGCACACCAAGAAGGUUGAGCAUCCCAAAUCUGAAAAUCCAAAAUCUGAUGUGUUUCAAACUUUGAAACUUUUUGAGUACCAACAUGACACCACAAAUGGAAAAUUCCACACAUGAGCACUUAACACAAACUUUUAUGUAUAACAUUGUUUAAAAUACUGUAUAAAAUUACUUUCAGUGGAUGCAUAUAAGGCAUAUAUAAAACAAAAAUGCAUUUUGUAUUUAGACAUGGCUCCCAUCCCCAGGAUAUCUUAUUAUGUAUAUGCAAACAUUCCAAAAUCUGAAAAAAAAUCUGAAAUCUGAAACACUUCUGGUCCCAAGCAUUUUGGAUAAAGUUUACUCAACUGGUAUCUUAUUCUGCUUUGUUUAUUCUCAGAUUCUAUUUAUUUGUUCUUAGGGAUUUUUUUUAACUACAUGUUUUUUGUAAUGUUCCUAGCAAAUGUUAUUCAUGUUAUUUAAUUUUUUAAAAAUUAUGCCAUUGCUUUAGCAACCAAGCAGGAAAUAAAGGAAUACAGGGCCAGCAUGCUACUGAAUGGGCCUGGCAGUGGCAGAACUACAUGAAGAGGCCUCUGUGUUCCUGGAGGUUUAGGGACAGAGGUGUUGCGUAACAUACUGUUCCAGACCCCGUAUCCUAAUCAGAGUAGCUGCAACCCUGAAACAGCCUCUGCAAAGGAGGCUUUAGUACCAGAUCCAAGCCUCACUUUGUGUCCUCACUCCCACUUUCACAUUAGCCCCCGACUCAGACCUUAGGAUUUCAACCUGAAGAGCAGGUGCACCUGUCAGCUUUUCUGCUCACUCUGGCUCCUGUGGCCAGACCCAAGUUCAUACAACAGAUCUUUCCUGCCCUGCAUGGGCCUUUGAGACGCUGUGGAGGAUGGGCCUGCUUGGUUGAUUACUGCUGCUGCUGCUUCUAGUUCCCUUGACCCACCAGGAACAGCAGCUCUGAUCUGGCCUGUGCCUGCCCUCCCCCACCUCCAUUUUUCCUUUUUCCCCUCCCUUCCUCCUUCCCUUCCCCCUUCCCUCACAUACCAGAAAUCACUAUCUUGGCACUUGGGAUUUGAAAGGUUGCCCAACAAAUGAAAGCUGAUCUUACCUCUCUGCAAAGCAAUUCGACAAUGCAUUUCAAGAGCCAAAAUAUGUUUAUAUUUCUUGAUCCAGUAAUCCUUCUCCUGUUGAAUGAUUUAUAUAAAUUCCCAAAAGGAAAAAAAAAUAGUUUGUACACAAAGAUCUUCUGUGGCAGAUUAAUUAUUCAUUUAAUAAAUAUUUAUUGAGUGC